GCUGGAUGCCCGAGCCACUGGCCCCACCCUCGCAAGCCCUCAGGCUCACUUUUGGGGGCGGGCCCAAGACGCCUGCGCUGUGGCGGCUCCCAGUCGAAGGCCGCGGUAGCUGCAGUGACCUGUUUCCCUACAGUCUACCUCUGGACCCUGGGGCUGCCUGGACCUUGUCCUCACUUGAGCCUCGUUUUCACUUACGCCCAGCCCCUCAGCUUGUGUGUGUACAGUCAAACCUACGAACCAGAAUCCAAGUCGUUCCACAGAAACUCCAGUGCACAAAGGGGACAACAGUGAAGAUACUGUUUUUUCCAGGUAGUCUGAGGAGGAUGUCAAAUGAGAGAAUCCCCCACUCAAGUCAAACUCAGGAGCAAGACUGUUUACAGGGUCAUUAUGUCUGUGAUAAUGAAGAAGUGCCAAUCAAGCAAGAAAAUGAAGGUGAUGCAGAGAUGGAAGACAGCCUCCCUUCCUGUUCCUCUCGAACUGAGCCAUCCACUUCUGCUGAGAGGUGUCCAUCUGAAGUUCCGAAGAGAAGGCCUGCCUUGCUGCAUAUUGACAGACAUCAGAUCCAGGCAGUGGAGCCAAGUGCACAGGCCAUUGAACUGCAGGGGUUGGGGGUGGACGUCUAUGACCAGGACGUGCUGGAGCAAGGUGUGCUUCAGCAGGUGGACAGUGCCAUUCAUGAGGCCAGCCGUGCUGCCCAGCUUGUUGACGUAGAGAGGGAGUAUCAGUCAGUCCUGGAUGACCUCACGUCAUGUACAACAUCCCUAAGGCAAAUCAAUAAAAUUAUUGAACAACUUAGCCCUCAAGCUGCCACCAACAGAGACAUCAACAGGAAACUAGAUUCUGUAAAACGGCAAAAGUAUAAUAAGGAACAACAGCUAAAGAAAAUCACAGCAAAACAAAAACGUCUCCAGGCCAUCCUUGGAGGAGUGGAAGUAAAAGUUGGAACAGAUCAUGCCGAUCUGGAGGAGGAGGAUGCAGAAGCAGGGCCAUCCUGUCUUGGCAGCAUGUUCAUGCCUGCUCAGGAGAUUGCUUGGGAAGAACUCAUCCGCACCGGCCAGAUGACACCUUUUGGUACCCAGAUUCCUCAGAAACAGGAGAAAAAGCCUAGGAAACUAAUGCUUAAUGAAGCAUCAGGUUUUGAAAAGUAUUUGGCAGAUCAAGCAAAACUGUCUUUUGAGAGGAAGAAGCAAGCUUGUAAUAAAAGGGCAGCUAGAAAAACUCCAGCCAUGGUCACUUCUGAGCUGAGUCCAACAGUCAGUGAAAACAAACCAAACAAGAGCAGCAACAUUCUCUCAAAAACAGACAAACGCUUAAAAAAACAUAUAAGGAAACUCCAAAAGAGGGCUCUUCAGUUCCAGGGGAAAGUGGGAUUGCUGAAGGGAAAGAGACACUUGGAGUCUGAUGUGAGGCCAAAAGAAGAGGGAGACUCUGAGGGUGAAGAGUCGGAGUACUUACCCACUGAGGAGGAAGAGUGGGAGGAGGCGGCAGGGGUUGUUGACCUGUCUGCCGAAGGCACUGAUUCUGAACUGGGGUCUGUGUUCAAGCGGCGGAAAUGGCAGAAAAGAGUCACAGUGCCGGAGACUGGUGAGGACUUUUUUCCAUGUUUUGGGGAAGAAUCUGAAGUUACCAAAGGAGGAGGAGGUUGGAAAGUGGUGAGAUGCCGAGACGAUGGAGAUGAAGAUUAUUAUAAGCAGCGGUUAAGGAGGUGGAAUAAACAGAGACUGCAGGACAAAGAUAAGUGUCCGAAGCUUGAAGAUGAUUCUGAGGAAAGUGAUGCUGAAUUUGAUGAAGGUUUUAAAAUACCAGGUUUUCUGUUCAAAAAGCUUUUUAAGUACCAGCAGACAGGUGUUAGGUGGCUGUGGGAAUUGCACUGCCAGCAGGCAGGAGGAAUUCUGGGAGACGAAAUGGGAUUGGGCAAGACCAUCCAGAUAAUUGCCUUCUUGGCAGGUCUGAGCUACAGCAAGAUCAGAACUCGUGGUUCAAAUUACAGGUUUCAGGGUUUGGGUCCGACUAUAAUAGUCUGUCCAACGACAGUGAUGCAUCAGUGGGUGAAGGAAUUUCACACGUGGUGGCCUCCAUUCAGAGUGGCAGUUCUACAUGAAACCGGCUCCUCUACCCACAAAAAGGAGAAACUAAUUCAAGAUAUUGUUCAUUGUCAUGGAAUUUUAAUCACUUCUUACUCCUACAUCCGACUGAUGCAAGAUAAUAUUAGUAGGCAUGACUGGCAUUAUGUGAUCUUGGAUGAAGGACACAAAAUUCGAAAUCCAAAUGCUGCUAUCACUCUUGCUUGCAAACAGUUCCGCACCCCUCAUCGCAUCAUCUUAUCUGGCUCACCAAUGCAAAAUAACCUCCGUGAGCUGUGGUCACUCUUUGACUUUAUCUUCCCAGGAAAGUUAGGCACAUUACCUGUAUUUAUGGAACAGUUCUCGGUCCCCAUCACCAUGGGGGGAUAUUCAAAUGCCUCCCCAGUACAGGUUAAAACUGCUUACAAGUGUGCAUGUGUCUUACGAGAUACCAUAAAUCCAUACCUCCUGCGGAGAAUGAAGUCAGAUGUCAAAAUGAGUCUUUCUUUGCCCGAUAAAAACGAACAGGUCUUAUUUUGCCGUCUUACAGAUGAGCAACAUAAAGUCUAUCAAAAUUUCAUUGAUUCCAAAGAAGUUUACAGAAUUCUCAAUGGAGAGACACAGAUUUUCUCUGGACUUACAGCUUUAAGAAAAAUCUGCAACCACCCUGAUCUCUUUUCUGGAGGACCUAAGAAUCACAGAGGUGUUUCAGAUGAUGAACUAGAGGAAGAUAAGUUUGGAUACUGGAAACGUUCUGGGAAAAUGAUAGUUGUCGAAUCCUUGUUGAAGAUAUGGCACAAGCAGGAUCAACGAGUAUUGCUAUUUUCUCAGUCAAGACAGAUGUUGGACAUACUUGAAGUAUUCGUUAGAGCCCAAAAGUAUUCCUAUCUCAAAAUGGAUGGUACUACUACAAUAGCUUCAAGACAACCCCUGAUUACAAGAUUCAAUGAGGACACAUCCAUAUUUGUGUUUCUUCUGACUACUCGGGUGGGUGGCCUAGGAGUCAACCUGACGGGGGCAAACAGAGUUAUUAUCUAUGAUCCUGACUGGAAUCCAAGCACAGACACACAGGCCCGGGAGCGAGCGUGGAGGAUCGGCCAGAAGAAGCGGGUGACGGUGUAUAGGCUUCUGACUGCGGGCACCAUUGAAGAAAAGAUUUACCACCGACAAAUCUUCAAGCAAUUCUUGACAAAUAGAGUGCUCAAGGAUCCAAAGCAAAGGCGAUUUUUCAAGUCCAAUGAUCUUUAUGAGCUGUUUAGUCUGACUAGUCCUGAUGCAUCCCAGAGCACUGAAACAAGUGCUAUUUUUGCAGGAACUGGUUCAGAUGUUCAGACACCCAAAUGCCAUUUGAAAAGAAAACUUCAACUGGCCUUUGGAACAGAGCAUAACAUUCCAAUGUGCAAAAAGUUCCCUGAUUCUAAUGCAUUUGCAAAUGAUGGCACAUCAUCUGAAGAGAAAUCUAUAGCUAUUAGAUCUGAUGGAAACACAGCAACUUCUAAUCAAGAUGAUCCUUUGAGAGAUGCCCCUCAAACAUCUAGGAAUCUAACCAGAGAAGAGACAGAUGCAGUGUCUCAGCUGGAGGGCUUAUCAGUGUUAAGUGGAAAUGGGGGGUGUUCAAAUUCUCCAAGAAUCAGUAAGAUGGACAGGAUAUCUGGUGAGGAAAGCAUCGAUGAAAAACAGGGCCUUUCUGAUAAAACAGAAAGCUGCCAGGUUCAAACAGAACCUCUUUGGGAGAAUCAACAAAUGGAAAAGAAUUUUUAUAAGCACAAGUCAAAAGUAAAACAUAGUGUGGCAGAAGAAGAGACCCAAGAGAAACUUCUGAGAACGAAGCAAAAGCCGAAGAACUCUAGGUGUUGCAGAGACGCCAAGUUUGAAGGAACACGAAUUCCACACCUAGUGAAGAAAAGGCAGUCCCAGAAGCAAGACAAUGAAAAUGAGAGUGAGAAUAAGGAGCGGAGCAAUGAUGAUUAUGUGUUAGAAAAGCUUUUCAAAAAAUCAGUUGGUGUGCACAGUGUCAUGAAACAUGAUACCAUCAUGGAUGGAGCCAGUCCAGAUUAUAUGCUGGUGGAGGCAGAGGCCAAUCGUGUGGCCCAGGAUGCUCUGAAAGCACUGAGGCUUUCUCGCCAGCGGUGUCUGGGAGCAGUGUCUGGUGUGCCUACCUGGACUGGCCACAGAGGGUUUUCUGGUGCACCAGUGGGAAUAAAGAGUAGAUUUGGUCAGAAAAGGAAUUCCAGCUUCUCUGUGCAGCAUCUUUCUUCAACGUCUUUAAAGGAGAAGUGCCAGGACAACAUCAUGAAGAAGGAUGGAAAAGAUAAUGUUUCUGAGCAUGUUAGUGGAAAAGUGGAAGAUGUAGAGUCCUCAUGCGGGGCCCUCACUUCGUCUUCACUGCUGGCUAAAAUGAGAGCUAGAAACCACCUGAUUUUGCCAGAGCGGCUAGAAAGUGAAACUGUGCACCUUCAAGAGACUUCUGUUCCACUGCCCUCCACCACAGAACAUGAUGACCUGCUGGUGGAAAUGAGGAACUUCAUUGCUUUUCAGGCCCGCGUGGAUGGCCAGGCCAGUACUCAGGAGAUAUUGCAGGAGUUCGAAUCCAAGUUAUCAGUUUCACAGUCUUGUGUCUUUCGAGAACUAUUGAGAAACCUCUGCACUUUUCAUAGAACUUCUGGUGGCGAAGGAAUUUGGAAACUCAAGGCAGAGUACUGCUGAUUUACAUUCAUUUCUAAACUUUUAAUCGACUUCUCUAAUGGAAAUUUCUGAUUAUAAUUAGUAAUCAUCAUGUUUGUCAACAGAGGUUGGCUGCAUUUGAUGUUUACUUUGAGUGAUAGCUAGCUCAUAAUUAAAAGUUUAAGGAAGAAGAAAUUCUUUGAAACUAAAAAGUUUUCAAAAUACUUGGGUUAAUUUUUCUGGUACUGUGCAUUAUGUUAUAAAAUCAGGGACCUGUCUGGCUGGGUGGCUAAGUUGUUUGGAGCAUCAUACCAUACACCAAAAGGUUACCGGUUUGAUUCCCAGUCAGAGCACGUACCUAGGUUGUGUGUUCGAUCCCCAGUCAGGAUGCAUAUGGGAGGCAACUGAUUGAUGUUAUCUUUGAAUCAUUUUAAUUGCCUUUAAACAAUCUUUUAAGGCGAUGUUUCAUUGCCAGGUAUUUUUGUUAGUAAAGCAUGAAAUAGCUUGGCAAUAAGUAAGACAUGUUCACAGAAAGUUGUAGUGUACUCAGUUUUAUACUGACUAUACUUUAGGAAAAUGAAGUUGGUUAUAAUAAAAAUAAAAACAAAAAAUUAGAACCAAAAGUGUGUUCAGAUAAAGCAACCAAUACAUGUGCACACAAACGUCACUCUAGACCACAUCCACUAUGUCAUUACUGCAUAGUGACCACCAUUUCAGCCCUCCCUGCUUUCUGUGAUGGAAGGUAGCUAAAUGUUUUUUGUUUUUUUUUAGAUUUUAUUUAUUUAUCUUUAGAGGGGAAGGGAAGGAGAGAGGGAGAGAAACAUCAAUGUAUGGUUGCCUUUCGCGCAUCCCCUGCUGGGAACUGGCCUGCAGGGAACACGCCUGCAACCCCUGGUAUGUGCCCUGACUGGGAAUCGAACCGCGAUUGUCUGGUUCGCAGGCCCGCGCUCAAUCCACUGAGCUACACCAGCCAGGGCCCUAAAUGUUUUUAUUGUAAUCGUUGUUUGCUUUCCUCGUGAUGGUGACUGCUUUAUGUCAGGCAGCACUGUUCUUCUUAAUGUCAUUUUGUUUCCAUCUCUUUUUCCUUUGCAUUCAUGAUAACUCUUGUGUUUUAAGAGGUUUGCUUUUCCGCUGCAUAUUUCCAGCUAUUAUGUGUGUGUAGUUUUCCAAUGGUGGUGUUUUGACCCACAGUUUUUCUUAUCCUUGUUUUUCUUGAUUCCUUUUCAUUGUUAUGUUAAGACCUCAGCUAUGAAGUCUUGUUUUCUUAAAUUCUUUGUACACCUUAAUUUUUUUCCUAGAGUUGUGACUGUGCAACUUGUUUUUUCAUUGAAUAUGUUUUCUCUGGCUUGCUAUUUGCCUCUCUCUGAUCUUUCUGUGUUAUGCUCACCUUCCUCUCAUUCCAUGUUUUCAUUUCAUACUCCUGCUGAAGGUGAGCAGAGCCCUGUCCAGAUCUCUGUGCUCCUCCCUGCCACCCAGAGAGAAGGGUUCUGGGUUUGGAUCUUAGGAAGGUGUCUGCUGGGCAACAUGAAGCUGUGGUGGGAGGACUUGGGUUUUACCAUAUCUUGCUGUGUGUAAAGCACACUUUUCUGCCCAAAUUUUUGGAGAAAAAUAAGGAUGUACAUUAUACAUGAAAAGUUCCUGAAAUGCUUUAUAUUGGUUCUUGUGUUUUGUGAUUAUUUAUUACAUAGAAUUUCUUGUACUAUAAUAUGUUCAAAAAUAAAUGCUCAGAUUCUCUUAUAAUACAAAAAACAAGUAUCUAAAUAUAAAUAAAUAAUUGAAUUAAAAAUUAAAAUGAAAGAUAUUUUUCCUGAAAGUUUGGGCCAAAAAAUGUGGGUGUGCAUUAUAUAUGGAGCACACUGUACAUACAAAAUAUGGUACUUUUCCAUUCUGAGAUUUUGUUAAAUAGCUUGUGCCAAGAAUCCCUCUCCUUUUGUAGGAGAUGUCAUAGAGUCAGGAUUAACACAAGGAUUUUCUGCUGAUUUUUUAAAAUUAUUCUGUCUUGUUCAUUUUUUUUCUUUUUUGGGGGGUGAUUCAUUAUGUAUUAGAUUUUAGAGGAGGAAGAAUCUAUUAUUAUGCUCCUAGCCAUCAUUGUCUAGAAGUCAUAGAAGGGAUUUUUAAACAGGUUAAUAAAUCUUCAACUUGAGAACUUGGCUCAUAAGGGAGUCAAAUUCAUGACUAUUUUGUUUCUGAGAAGGGCUUUUUUAUUUUUAUUUUUGUAAUUAUUAAUAUAUAAGAGAAUUGUGUCCCCCUUGUUCUGAGAUUGACAUCCUAAUGCAGUUAAUGAGUGUGAAGAGUUUGGGCAUCAUAUUGUAUGAAAUCUAAACUAUACUGAGUUAGAGAACUUGUAGCCUUUUUGACAAAUAGAAAAUGCUGUAAAAAGUUAGGAUGCAGUGAAAGGAAGGUGGUCUUCAGUACAGUUCUUGUCUCACCUACUGGCGUGCUGUGACUUUGGUUAGGUCACUGCCCUCCUGUAUCUCUGUGUGACUGUCAGUAAACAUUGUUAUUAUGUUUCCCAGAGUGAGAGACUUAGAGGAAGAAACUCUAAGUAUAAUGGUUUUAACAAUGUAGAGUAACUUACUCAUUUAGAUAAAAUAUAAUUUUGGGAACUUUAAAAGCUUUGUGCAGUAUACAUUAGAAGCCAUUUAAUACAAAAGAAAAUAGUAAAGGAAUAUAUGAGGAACAAAAAUGAUGAGACAUAGAACAAAAAAUAAAGGAGCAGAUGUAAGCCCAACUAUAUUAGUAAUAAAUGUGAAUCAGUUAAUCCAAUCAAAAUCUCUCCAGUCACAGAUUGUCAGAUUGGAUUUUUUUUAAAAAAAAUCUUAAUUUGUCUGCAGGAGGGUAUACUUUAUUUAUUUUUUUGAAAGUUUAAAUGUUUGUUUAAAACAAAUGCCAAAUCACUUGACCCUCAACCUUUCAAACUUCUGGCUAACAAAAGGUAGUUCUUCAGCAACAACAUCAGAGCAGUGGAGUAACUCAGACUAUACUGUAAUUCAAAAGCAUUACAACUGGAUACCUGGCUUGUGUAGCUCAGUGGAUUGAGCGCAGACCUGUGAACCAGAGUAUCGCAGUUCGAUUCCCAGUUAGGGCUGGGAAUUGCAGGCCAGUUCCCAGCAGGGGACACAUGAGAGUCAACCAUACAUUGAUAUUUCUCUCCCUAUCUCCUUCCCUUCCCUUCUAAAGAUAAAUAAAUAAAAUCUUUUAAAAAUUAUAUAAUAUAUAAUUAUUUUUUUUAAAAAAGCAUUACAACUGGAAAACUUAAAUCACCUAGCACUGCAUAGAGAAGAAAGGUAGAGAAUUAGCUACAGAAAACCAUUCAAAAGCAUUUCUGCUGCCUCACCUUUCACUUUUUAUCUAAUGCAUGGCUGCCAGCUCUAGACUGGUUUCUGUUUGCAUAAAAACCAGUUCAAAGGUUCAGUGGGAAAAAUCGUGUGGCUGUCCCAGGCACAAUUUGGGAAAGUGCAAAUUGUUUCUGAGAUACAGAACUUGGAUUCUCAGCCAGAUUCAUGGCAAACCUAGGUUUCCCCAGGGAACAUGUUAGAGAAAAUGACCACAGCAUUCUACUGCUAGAGAAUAACUCCCCGCCAGAACAAGGGCAGGACUCUCACAAGGAGGGUACACUCUAAACUAAAAGACACAAAAAGAAUGGGAAAAGGUAUAUCAUGUAAACAGCAACCACAGAAAAGCUGAAGUACAAUACUAGUAUCAGGCAAAAUACACUUCAAAUUAUAAAAAUUGUUACUAGAGAUAAAGAGGGACAUUUUAUAAUGGUAAAGGGAUCAACCCAUCGAGAACAUAUAAUGAUUAUAAAUGCAUGCACCUAAUAACAGCACCAAAACAUGAAGCAAAAACUGGCAGAAGUGAAGAGAGAAAUCAACAAUAAUAGUUGUAGACUUCAGUACCCCAUUUUUAAUAACGGUUAGAGCCACUAGGUAGAAGAACAUUAGCAAUGGAAUAGAAGAUUUGACCAACAUAAUAAGCCAACUGAACCUAACAUUCUAUAGAAAAUCCUAGCCAACAAUUUUAGAAUAUACAUUCUUCUCAGGUACACAUGGGACAAUCUUCAGUAUAGACCAUAUGCUUGGUCAUAAAUCUCAAUAAAUGUAAAAGGACAGAAGCAUGACCCAGAACAAUAGAACUAUUAGAAGAAAACAGGACAAAAGUUUUGACAUUAGAUUUGGUAAUGAUUUGGAUAUGACACCAAAAAAAAAAAGAUUGUGCCAUGAAAAUUUAAAAAGUGCUUCAAAGAUGCUACCAACAGAGUAAAAAGGCAACCCACAGAAUGGGAGAAAAUAUUUGUAAAUUAUAUAUCCUUGAAGGGAUUAAUCAGAAUAUAUGAAGAACUUAAACUAAAAAAAAAUUCUAAAAUGGGCGAAGAGCUUAAAUAGACAUUUCCCCAAAGAAGAUAGGUAAAUGGCCAAUAAACACACGAAAAGAUACUUAAUAUCACUAGGGAAUUAUAAAUCAAAAUUACAAUGAGGUAUCACCUCACACCCAUUAAUUAGGAUAGUUACUAGCAUAGAAAACAAAAGUUGACAAGGAUGUGGAAAAGUUGAAAAUCUUGUGCACUGUUGAGGGCAAUGUAAAAUGGUACCACCACUAUGGAAAGCAGUAUGGCAAUUCUUUAAAAACAUUUUUAGUAAAAUUACCAUAUGAUUCAGCAAUUCCACUUUCAGGUAUAUACAUAUAAAAAUUGAAAGCAAGGUCUCAAAGAAAUAUUUGUACAUCCAUGUUCAUAGAAGCACUAUUCACAAGAGGUGGGAGCAGCUGAAGUAUUAAUUAUAGAUGAAUGGGUUCAAAAAAUUGUAGUACAUCCAAAUGGUGGAAUAUUAAUCAGCCAUGAAAAGGUAUGAAGUACUGAUACGCAUUACAAAAUCAAGAAACUUCAAAAAUAAUUAAAGUGACAGAAAUCAGACACAAAAGACUACAUAUUUUAUGAUUCCAUUUGUACAAAAUAUCCAGAAUAAACAAAUCCAUAAAAACUGUGGGUAGUAGGUUAGUAGAGACUGGAAAUUGGGGAAUGAAUGCAGGCUCCCUGAUAGGUUCACAGUUCUCUUUUGGGGUGAUUAAAGUGCUUUGAAACUAAAUAGAGUUGGUUGUACAAAAUUGUGAAUGUACUAAAGGCCACUGAAUUGUACACUGAAAACCAUGUCUAGGUGUCCAUGAUGCGUUUAGUCAAUUUAGGUAACAUUUUUCUAUAAAAUUGUCUAUUUUGUCUAAAUUUUUGAAGUUAUCCUUUUGUGGAUAUUGUCUCUUUGUCAUAAUAGUUCAGCAUUUUGCUCUUAUUUUUGUAAACUUAUUUUUAUUCCAUAUGGGCCAUUGGCAUUUUGAAUUUUAGGACUCAUGUUUUUCAGCAAUUCUGGAAAAUUGUAGGAAAUGUUUCUUUGAAUAUUGCCUCUUUCCAGUUUCCUCUACUUCCAUCCAUCUGUAAUCUUUUCUAAUCUUCUAUUUAAGCUCUCCAUCAAAUUUUGAGUUUUAUAAUAACAUUUAUUUCUAAAACUGCUUCUUCCCCGUACCAUAAUCUUUGUGAUUUUAUUUCAUCACUUUUUUCUUAUUGAAUAUUUUUAUGGGUAAAAUUUUAAACAUAAUAGUUUUAGAGGGUCCAAUUAUUGUGUUACAUGAAAUUCUUGGUAUCCAUCCUGUUCUUUGUUGUGUCCUUUGGCUUUCCUUCAUAGUGGAUCUUUUUUUUUUUUAUUGCAUAGGCUUACGUGCACUAUGACAACAUAUUCACAAUCAUUACUUUGUUACAAUAAUCUUUAUUUUUCAAUUACAUUGACAUACAAUAUUAUUUUCAGGUGUACUGAUUAAAGUACUGAUUAACAUUCAUAUAACUUAUGAAGUGAUUGCCCCCACCUGGUACCAUACAUAGUUAUUACAAUAUUGACUAUGUUUCUUAUGCUGUACUUUACAUACUCAUGACUAUUUUGUUUUUAAUAUAUUUUUUCAUUAUGCUAUUACAAUUGUUCCAUUUUUUUCCCUUUAUUCCCCUCUGCCCUGCAUCCCCCUCAUACCAGAAUUCCUCUCCCUUGGUUCAUGUCCAUAGGUCAUACUUAUAAGUUCUUUAGCUUCUACAUUUCCCAUACUAUUCUUGCCCUCCCCCUGUCUAUUUUAUACUUAUCAUCUAUGCUACUUAUUCUCUGUACCUUUUCCCCCAUUCUCCCACUUCCCCCUCCCCACUGAUAACCCUCCAUGUGAUCUCCAUUUCUAUGAUUCUGUUCCUGUUCUAGUGGUUUUCUAGUGGUUCAUUUUUGUCUUUUAUUAGGUUUAGUUGUUGUUAAUUGUGAGUUGUCAUUUUACUAUUAAUAGUUUUGAUCAUCUUUUUCUUAGAUAAGUCCCUUUAACAUUUUAUGUAAUAAGGGCUUGGUGAUGAUUAACUUCUUUAACUUGACCUUAUCUGGUAAGCAUUUUAUCUGCUCUUCCAUUCUAAAUGAUAGCUUUGCUGGAUAGAGUAAUCUUGGAUGUAGGUCCUUACCUUUCAUGACUUGGAAUACUUUUUCCAGACCCUUCUUACCUAUAAGGUUUCUUUUGAGAAAUCAGACAGUCGUAUGGGAACUCUUUUGUAGGUAACUGUCUCCUUUUGUCUUGCUGCUUUUGAUAUUUAAUGUAAUUAUGAUGUGCCUUGGUGUGUGCUUCCUUGGGUCCAAUUUGUUUGGGACUCUCUGAGCUGCCUGGACUUCCUGGAAGUCUAUUUCCUUUGCCAGAUUGGGAAAAUUCUCCAUUAUGUUUUUAAAUAAAUUUUCAAUUUCUUGCUCUUCAUCUUCUCCUUCUGACACCCCUAUGAUUCCGAUGUUGGAACAUUUAAAGUUGUCCCAAGGGUUCUGAAGCCUGUCCUUAAUUUUUUUGAAUUCUUGUUUCUUCGUUCUGUUGUGGUUGAAUGUUUCUUCCUUCUGGUCCAAAUUAUUGAUUUGAAUCUGCUUCCUUCCCUUCACUGUUGGUUCCCUGUAUAUUUUUCUUUAUUUCACUUUGUGUAGCCUUCACUUUUCCCUCUAUUUUGUGACUGUAUUCAACCAUUUCUGUGAGCAUCCUGAUUACCAAUGUUUUUAACUCUGCAUCUGAUAGGUGGGCUGUCUUUUCAUCACAUAGUUCUGUUUUUUGGAGUUUUAUCUAUUCUUUCAUUUGGGCUUUUUUUUUUUUUUUUGUCUCUGUGCCCCUGUUACAUUGUACAGGGCAGGACCUCAGGUAUUCACUAGAGUGAGACAACCCAACUGGCAGUGUUUGGUGCUGUAUAUGGGAAAGGGAUUCUAGAGGGAACCGUUGGGAACUACUCUGCCUGGUUUCAGGACUUGUAACUGCCCCCCAUGACUAAGGCUGAGUGAGCAACCUCCAGACUGUGAGUCACUGAGGAGACAAAGCUUAUCUCUGGCAGUAGCGCUGCUUCUGCUUCAUCCCCUGCCCCCAAUGCUUGGUUUGUUAGUCAGAAAUGGGUAAGAUCCCUCAGAGGAGUGGCAACCUAAGCCAGACAUGAUCACUUGGGAGGCCCUCAAGGAAGGACUCGAGGGGCUGCAGCAAAGAGGGGGUGAUGGACCCUCGCCCCCCCCCCAGCUAUUUUGACAUAGCCCGAGUCCCCAUUUCUGUCUGGGAGAAGCACUUCCUGUCUCUAAUCCACUUAAGCCUAAAAACCUAUGACUGGGAAGAUGGUGCAUCCCCUUGCCACGAAGAGCAGGAUCUUGGUUGAUCAGGCGUAAGAAAGAAUUCCUAAAGUCUUGUGAAGUCUGCUUUGCUAAGAGUACUUUCAGUCAUAUGUUAAGGGUCCAAUCAGGAAGUAAGUAUGUCUCCCAAAGUUUCUGCAACCCCCUUACCUGAUAGACACUGACUCAGACUAAGCCCUCAGAUUUCUUUGAAAUGUUAUCUACUGUUUGAUUCUUGCUGCCUGACAUCGAUUGAUGAGCUUUAUCUGUAUUCCUGUGUAUUACAACCUAAUAAAAGCUGUUGAAGAAGAGGUUCUUUGUCCUUCUGUGAGAGAUUGACCACCUCUCCUCCCCAGGCAGAUCAUGUCUUGGUAGUUUCACUUUCAUCCGUGGUGGACGGGGGGACUUACUGGCAAAGUUGCCCUCACAGGGAGCAAUGCCACUUACUUGGCUCUGGGCUUCUUUUCAGUUACCACCCCCCCCAGGUACCCACAAGCAAAUUGGGCCCUUCUGGUGCUGAUUCCCAGGUGGGUGGGUUUGUGUACAUUCUAGGACCCUUGGGUCUCUCCAAAAAUCUUUUCUAUGAAGCUGAGAGAUUCUUCCACUGCCACAACCCUCACAGGUUCUUAGCCAGAGAUUUUGAGGUUGUUUCUCCAUGCUGAAACCCUGGGUUGCAUGAUCUUGUCUCACUCCUCAGUUGUUUCCCCUGGUUUAUCCUUAUGCAACUGUGGGACCACUUGGUCCUCAAGCCACGCCUUGCUGUGAGUCCUCUAACCCCAGUUACCCAUCUCUGCCCCUCCUACCAGUCUGAAUGAAUGUUUCUUCUUUAACUCCUUGGUUAUCAGUCUUCCAUAUAGUUUGACUUUCUGGCAGGACUGGUUAUUUUUUUUUUGCUUUUAAGUUUAUUGUCCUUUUGGUUGUAUGAGGAGGCAAAGUUUAUCUACCUGUGCCUCCAUUUUGGCUAGAAGUCCCAUGACUCUUUUGUAACUACCAAUCUGUAUUCCUUAAUCUCUUCACCUUUUUCACCCAACCCCCUAACUCAUCUGGCAACUGUCAUAAUGUUCUCCAUGAGUCUUCUGGUCAAGAUGGAGACAUUGGUAGACAUGCUUCACCCCAUUGCACAACCAUAUUAAAAAUGAAAAACACCCAGAACUGCUGGAAAACCACGCAGAAAAACAUCCAGAACUGUACACACAUCAAACAACCAAGAAUUUAAAUAAGGUAUAUUCAUUCAGAUGAGUAGGAAGGGUUGAGACAGUGAGUCAAGGUGGGGGUGAUGCUGUGUGGUAGUAGCACAUAGUGAAGGGGUGAUGAGGCAGCAGUGGUCUUUGAAACUGGUAGUCCCACAUUCACUAGUGGUAGGUAAAAAUCAGGGCAAUACCUUGUGAGUGAGCGAGCACAGCCCCAGGCCAGACUGCAGACACGGGGUCCAGCCCAGGGAAAAGUAAAGUCUCAUAACUUUUGUCUGUAAAGGCAUUGUGGAUUGGGACAGUAGAAAAAACUAGUUUCUCAGGAGAGCCCAGAAUGUGUACAAACCCACCCACCUUGGGAACCACAACCAGGACAGCAACUGGAAGGACACCAGUCACAUUCAGGAAGUGGAUGAAGUAACUGGAAAAGGAGCGAGUGCCAGACAAGACUUCAGAAGUCAGCUAGCAGCAGCAUUGUCCCGUCUUCAACCCUUACCUCACACACACAGCCACAAAGUGGCGAGCGGAUUGCCCUGCCCUGACAAAUACCAAAGACUCUGUCCCAUACAACCUAACAUGUAUACUAAGAUAGGAAAUAAAAGCAGCUCUACCUGGUACACAAACAUGGGGUGGCUGCCAAAAUCAGGAGACAAAUAAAUAUGGCCCAAAUGAAGAAACAGAACAGAAUCCCAGAAAAAAAGUAUUAAGCAAUGUGGAGAUAGCCAACCUAUCAGAUGUAGAGUUCAAAACACUGGUGAUCAGAAUGCUCACAGAUCUCAUUGAAUAUGGCAAAAGCAUAAUAAUGGGAGGAGAAAGGCUAUACUAUGGGAAAUAGAGAAAAAUCCACAGGAAACCAAGAGUGAAGGGAAGGAAGCUGGGAUUCAAAUCAACGAUGUGGAACGUAAGGAAGAAAUAAAAUGUUUGACUAGAACAAAAUGAAGAAACAAGAAUUUUUUUUUAAAGGAAGGUUUUCUUAAGAAGACUCUGGGACAUCUCCAAAAGGGCCAACCUUCUAGUCAUAAGAAUGCCAGAAGGAGAAGAGGAAGAACAAGAAAUUUAAAACUUACUUCAAGAAAUAAUGAAAGAAAACUUCCCUAAUUUGGCAAAGGAAAUAGACAUACAAGUCCAGGAAUCACAGAGAGUCCCAAACAAGUUGAACCCAAACAGGUCCACACCAAGACACAUCAUAUUAAAAUGUCAAAAAUUAAAAAUGAGAGAACCUUAAAAGCAGCAAGAGAAAGGUAGAGAGUUACCUACAAAGGAAUUCCUAUAAGACUAUCAGCUGAUUUCUCAAAACAGAUUUUGCAGGCAAGAAGUAUACAAAGUGAUGAAAAGCAUGGACCUACAUCCAAGAUUACUCUAUCCAGUAAAAGCUAUAUUUAGAAUGGAAGGACAGAUAAAGUGCUACCCAGACAAGGUAAAGUUAAAGGAGUUCAUCACUAAGCCCUUAUUCCAUGAAGUGUUAAAGGGACUUAUUUAAGGGGAAAAAUAGAUCAAAACUAUGAACAUUAAAAUGACGAAUUCAGGGGGAUGGGCUGGGAUGGGAGUAAAAGACAAACUGUACUUGAACAACAAUUAAAUUUUAAAAAAGAAUGUAGAAAAUCAACAUGAAACAUAAGCAACUCAAUUUGAAAAAUUGGAGAAGAACCUGAAUAGACAAUUCUGCAAAGAAGGCAUAAUAGGUUAAUAGACAUAUGAAAGGAUUCUUAAUGUCACUAAUCAUUAGAGAAAUGCAAAUUAAAAGCUGUUAUAUUAAAAGUCAAAUAAAAUAGAAAAACUUCAUAGAAAAGGAGAAAUGUAUGAUGAACAAAGAAAGGAAGCAGAUAAAAUAGGGAAAAUAAG
Molecule: messenger RNA, 15384 nt
Organism: Artibeus jamaicensis (Jamaican fruit-eating bat)
Lineage: Eukaryota; Metazoa; Chordata; Mammalia; Chiroptera; Phyllostomidae
Gene: ERCC6
Product: ERCC excision repair 6, chromatin remodeling factor
Exons: 22
Coding region: 6-4769 (1587 amino acids)
Biological process (GO): transcription-coupled nucleotide-excision repair
Cellular component (GO): nucleus
Molecular function (GO): ATP-dependent chromatin remodeler activity; ATP binding
Source: RefSeq, a predicted model, not a curated record